UUUGAAUUUAUUUACGAUAGAUAGUUCUUGGUAUACAUAUGUCGCAUCAUGGAUUUUGUCAAAGGUAGAACUCAUACUGAAAUUGGACUGCAACAUUUGGAUUAUGGACAUGUGAUUAUUGGUGGAGGCUUCGUCGUUUCACCGUUCAGCAUAUUAAAAAACUUUCAAUUUUCGAGAAGUUUGUCUUUUGACGUUUAUCAUGAAUUGAUGAAUAAAAACGGUCUCCACCAAAGUUUGAUGGCAUUCAUGAGAUGGCAACAAAUGGAAUAUCUUCCUUCUUAUUAUGAAGGGGAUUCUGGCGCGAUCCCGAGAUAUAGAGCAUUCGUGAAACGCCCUUAUCGUUUAUUUCACUACAAUUUGCCUAUUGGGAAAACAUCCCUCAAUUUUGAAAAUGUCAUGGUGGAUAUGGUUACUAAAAAACCAGUGGUUUGUGCUACUGGUAUGUUCGUUAAUAUUGAUCCUGAAAAAAGAAGGCCAGCACCAUUUCCAAAAUGCCUACAAGAGCAUUAUACGGAGGAAAAUUGUGAGAAGGUUCCAUUUAAUUACCAAAAAAUGGAACCAAAAUGCUCUGUUAAAUACGAUAAGCCUCAAAAUGUUGUGUCGCACACCCUAACGAGCAAGGUUGUUAGUCGACUGGUGGAUUCAUACAAACACAUGAAUGACUGUUCUUAUGUUAUUCUUUGUUUUGAUUGCCUUUCUGAUGCAAUUUUCAGCAAUGUUUUCUUGUUAAAGGGUUCAAUUAUGGAUUAUAGAAUCCGUCGUGUGUCUUUGCUUUAUCUAAAAGAAUGUGUAUUAGGUGAUAUCAUCAACACAGUAGUUUGGCAAAGUGAGCAAAGUAAAUGGCAGUUUAAGUUUCAUGUCAUGAAAAAUGAUGAAGUCCUCUGCCAGGCUGAAAUAGAAUUUUUCCCGAAUGAUUUUGUUUCUAAAUUAUAAUUAUGUAAGUUAAAUAUUUUUAAUUAUUCAAAUCAAGGUGUUUUUAACAAUUUAAGGCGAUGAAAUUUUUAAUGAAAAUAAUUUUUGUCCAUAAUCUCUGUCGCCACCUAGAGAGCAAAUCUUCAGUAAUCAGACCUCUUACUCAACUCUUAACCUUGAAAAUCUAAUUUUUCUCACAAACUUUGGCAUAAGCUGCUUUAAAUGUCUGUUGUAAUGCCCAGUCGUUUCAAUUAUUUUUUAGUUCCCUAGUUUGAUUACCAUUGUUAGAAGUCUAACUAUGCCAAACUCAAACUAGAACCUCUCUUACUUGAGUAGAUUGCUGGUUCCCUAUUGUCACAUUGACCACUAGUUGUGGCUUUCUGAGCUAAUUAUGACCCACGGGUAGAGCUGGGCGUUUCGAAUCGAAUUGUAAAUUAUUCGAAUCGGUUUAGAGCAAAUUUUCGAAUCGCCGCCAUCUUGUUUUACUCUUUCCGCCAAUGGUCGGGGUAAAUUUCUCAAUUUUUUUUUUUAUUGAAGCCAUA
Messenger RNA from Styela clava, 1454 nucleotides. NCBI's taxonomy places the organism in Eukaryota, Metazoa, Chordata, Ascidiacea, Stolidobranchia, Styelidae. The record is from RefSeq and is a predicted model, not a curated record.